UUCAGUACGUACCGAGUACCGUGACAGGCCUAGUGACCAGGAUGGAUAGGAUCAGGAAUGAGCACAAGGCAAGGAGGUCUCAUUUUGUAUUUUUCCCUUUGCCCAACCCCAGGGCUUUCUUCCAUGACUCGUUACCUGACUGGACUAACGUUUGUGUUUCGGGCAGCAAAGAUAAGAUAAUGAACUUUGGACAGCAGAGGGACAGCACAUGUUAGAGGCUUUGGAGAUAAAGUCAGAGAGGCCAGACUGAGAUGUCCAGAGGAGAGAGAGUGAAUAUAUUGGUAGAAGGAUGCUGAGUUUCCCACUGCCAAGCAGGAGGCCUAGAGGAAAACCAAAGAGGAGGUUUAUGGAUAUGGUUAAAGAGGACAUGAAGGUAGUUGGUGUGAGAGAAGAGGAUGCAGAAUACAGGGUUAGAUGGAGGCAAUUGAUUCGCUGUGGUGACCCCUGAAGGGAAAAGCCGACAGGAAAAGAAGAAGAAUCACACUCACGAACAAUUUAGAUUCACCAACUAACUUGAUCCGUUUUUUGGACUGUGGGAGGAAGCUGAAGUACCCGGAGAAAACCCACACAUGUAUAUGGAGAACAUGCAAACUCCAUACAUGGGAAGACUGGGGCAUGAACCAGGGAUCUUCUAGCUGCAAGGCAACAGUGCUAACCACCAAACCACUGUGCAGCUCAUGAUACAAUACAGUCUAUUCAGUUUGAAAGAACAAUGCUCAAAUCGUCUUUCUUUCCAGAAAGGUUGCAUCACCAGAGCAGACCUGCUGUAUUUUCUGGAGAGACCAGAUGAGACCCAGCCACGAACCUCCCAGCCUCGCCUUCCCCGUUCACAGAGCUGCUCAGUGUACUGGACCCUGAACACACUGGUGUAAUCCAGCUGGUCAGGAUGGAGAGUCUCCUGCCCAGCAUCACUUCUGAUCACAAGGUCAAUUUAGAACUGUUAGCAGCCCCUGUGGAGACCCCAUACAUCCAUGAAGACAAAGAAGACACUGCUGAGGAGCAAAAAACAGCAGAUGAGAAGCAGACCACACAGUGGGCCGAUAAAGUGUCUGUGGCAUCUGCUUCAUGGAGAACAGUGGAGGAUUUGCUGCCGGACAAGCUGUGUGAGCAGCUCUGUUCGGUGCUGGCUGCUCUGAAGCUGUACGACCCUCAGCACACUGGACACGUCACACAGGAUGAGCUGAAGAAGGUUUUAAGCUGCUAUGGCAUGCCUAUGUCAGACGCACACUUCAAAAAACUCUGCAUGUCCUCCUCCAGCUCUAGACUGGGCAGAGCUGACAGCUGCUCCACAAUGGUUUCCUACAGCGACUUCCUCAGAAACCUGGGAGUACCUCUAACAGAUGUAACAAACACAUCCUGCUGCUCCCACAAGAACACAGCUCAUACUGAGAGACCAUUCACAUCAUCUCAGUCCACACUGCAGUCCAUCAGACAACAGAGUCCCUGCAGCCAGCAGACUGGUCUGGACACCUCUGGUAUCCUGGACGUGGUUUUCCAGAGGAUGAGGCUGAGAUUAGAACAGCGUCAAACCAGCCUGGGUGACCGGAUCCAGGCCCUCAUCCACACUGCUGAUGAAGAUGAAGAGACGCUGUCAGAGGCUGAUGUUCAAAAGAUACUAGAGGACACCUGGGUCAUCCUGGAUGAUAAGCAUUUCAGCAGAUUCACAGAAAUGUUGGGCUUCAGGGGCGGACGGAUCCAGCGCUCAGUGUUCCAAGCAAAGUACGAGGAGGCCACAGCCAGAGAGCAGCCGCAGGACUCCAAGGAAAAGCUCCUCCACACCUCUGCUGAGCAGUGCCUGGCUGCCAUGAGGACCAGGAUCCAGACCAUCCAUGGGGACCACCUGACCAUGUUCCGGCUGAUGGACAGGAAGCGUAAAGGUGUGGUCGACUGCCAGGAUUUCAAAGCGCUGUACGACAGCCUGAAGUUUUUCUGCAGUAAGGGAGCGUACCAGCGACUCCUCGAUCUGAUUGGCUUGCAUCCCGGAAACAACCUGAACUACGCAGAAUUUGUCAGCGUGGUUGAAAAUGGUGGCAGACAGCAGAUACCAACAGCUAGCAUACAGCAGCAGCUCCAUGAACUCCUGGCCCAUGAAGCACGAUCCAAGUGGGCAGCAAUGUCUCAGGUGCUGUGUCAGUUUGACAAACAGGGCCAGGGUUGGAUCUAUAAAAAGAGCUUAAGGGGACUCCUCUUCACCUACGCUCUUCCCAUAAGACCCAACGAGUUUGAAGAGUUUUGGUUGAGGUAUGACCCAGAGGGGCGGGGAUAUGUAAAGGUUUAUGACUUUCUGGAAAGGCUGGGUCUUCAUCAUGAUGAGGAACUGAUGUCUGAAAGCCUGAAGUUGAACCAAACUGUUGUCCAGCAGGAUGCUGACAGACCGAUCUCCUCUGAUGCCACCGAGCUGGAGCAUAUAAAGCUCAAGGUUUCCAUGGAUUAUAACUGCAGGAGGUUUUCUUACCUGGACUUCCUGUCUGCAUUGAGCUAUGAAGCAGAGAAGUAUGAGCGUCCUCCUGCCUCCCCUGAUGUUGAGUCUUUGGACAGCCUCAGUCCACACAUGGCUCUGGUCAGGAUGCGAGAACUAGUCUCUGCCUCAGCACAUCAUUUAUAUAAGGCAUUCUCAGCCUUCGACCAGAGCAGGAUAGGGAUGGUUAGAGCUCUGGACUUUCGUCAGGUGCUGCAGAACUUUAGUGCUCGCCUGUCUGACAUACAAUACAGAUACAUGUUGACCACACUGCAGCUGGACGCUGAGAACUGCACAGUUAACUGGAAGGACUUCCUCAACAAGUUUCAGCUGCAGAGCCUGCUGCUAUUAGAGAGAGCUCAGCGUGGCAGUAGGCAGCAAAGGACUAGCGGCAGAUCUCCCACCCAGACCAAAGCUGCUGGUGUCACUGAGCUCCUGCAGCAGAUCCUCACACUGGUCUCAGGUCACUUGUAUGAAAUCAGCAGAGAGCUGGUGGACUUGGAUCCCUCCAAGAGCGUCACAGUGUCUAAAGACCACUUCAGACAGCUUUGUGAUCGCCACCACCUGAGACUCACAAACGACCAGUUUGAGUGUGUGUGGAGUCAAAUGCCUGUGAACGAGCAGAGGAAGCUGCAGUACCGAGAGUUUCUGAAGCGGUUUGGUGCACCGAGCAGGACCCAUGACACUGAACCUUCAGCUGAGCCCACAGAAACACAGCGUGGAUGCUCAGACGCUGACGCUGUUCUUCUGCUCCGCACUAAGCUGGACUCCAAUAAAGAAGCCGAACCAUCUCGAGGAGGAUCAGAAGAAAUGGACAGCAUUCUGCCCCCCAGCGCAGCUCCAGGCAUCCUCUCUCAGUGGGGAGGCCGGAAACAGGAAGCCUGCUGGGCACCGUGGAGAGGAGGCUGCGUGGGGCGGUGUGGCGCUGCUCGAAGGAGAUCCAGAGGAAGUGCACUGAGCUGGAUCCUCAGCGAGAGGGACACAUCAGCACUGCCUCCUUCCUGGGUGCUGCACCAGUUCAGUGUGGAUCUGUUGGAAGAGGAGUUCUUCCACGUCAGUUCUUAUUUUGACGCCAACGCCACAGGGAAGAUCUGCUACAACAGCUUCCUCUGGAUGUUCGUCCACUGACCUUCCUUCACACACCUCCAGCAGCUUCCACAGGACUCAGGUUUAUUUAACACUGUUGCAUUUGUGUGAUCAUAAGCUCUAAGAUCCCUACCCUUAAUGGAUAAAACAGCAUCUUGGUGGUAACUGUCUUAACUUGAGGCCUCUGGGAAGGUGCUCCCCUCAGCACGGAUUGAGAACCAGUACUGCCAACAAAGACUGCACUACUGACUGAUUGCUAGCAAUUCAGGUUCUUUCAUGUUUUGGAUGACCCAUUAUGUUGUUAGAAAGCGGUGGAAGGUAAAUUCUGAAGGUGUCUACUUAAGUAUAAAUUCAAGGUACUUUACUUGAGUAUGUACAUUUGUGGUACAUUAGAUUUUUACUCCAUUACAUUUAGUUUCAAAGCUAUAGUGAGUAGUUACUUUGCAAACUGAUAUAUAAUAAAAAAUAAUAUAACCAGACCAAACUUUCUAGAGUACAUAAAGUAACUGAAAUUAGUCCCACAAAGGACAAACCUGACUCUUGAGUGGAUCUAGUGGAUCUGGUAUGCUGUGGAGACCAUGUUAUUUGGGUCAACUUGCAACAAGGGUCACUAUAAAUCAGUACUCAGUGGUUCUGUGUGAUCAAAUUUAUUUUAUGAUGAAACUAUCCUGAUGGUCCCUUCCAGAAUAAUAAUGCCUCUGUCCUUAGGUAAGAAUUGCUCAACGAAUGUUUCGGUUUGAAAAUGAUGUGAAUAAUAUGAUAUAUAUAUACCGGUAUAUGAUAGUCUCCAAAUCUCAAGCCAACUGAACAUUUGGGGGAGAUUUUAGACCCAAUGGUGGCAUAUAGUGGCAUACCACUUUACAAGGACAUGUUGCUUUUUCUUUACUUUGUCAUCUGUCAGUUUAUAUUAUGUUGAAAUGGGCCAUUCUUACGAAAGAGUACUUAAAGAACCUUGACGAACACUGAGGUAUUCUGAUUUUUGCUGAAAUAAAAUUAUGGGUACUUACUCUG
Molecule: messenger RNA, 4555 nt
Organism: Acanthochromis polyacanthus (spiny chromis)
Lineage: Eukaryota; Metazoa; Chordata; Actinopteri; Pomacentridae
Product: EF-hand calcium-binding domain-containing protein 6
Exons: 18
Coding region: 887-3586 (899 amino acids)
Cellular component (GO): nucleoplasm
Molecular function (GO): calcium ion binding
Source: RefSeq, a predicted model, not a curated record